Messenger RNA from Gekko japonicus, 1163 nucleotides. RefSeq names its product toll-like receptor adaptor molecule 2 (gene TICAM2). NCBI's taxonomy places the organism in Eukaryota, Metazoa, Chordata, Lepidosauria, Squamata, Gekkonidae. The transcript has 2 exons. The coding region runs from base 209 to 880 and encodes 223 amino acids. Gene Ontology annotation, biological process: response to exogenous dsRNA; positive regulation of myeloid dendritic cell cytokine production; positive regulation of cytokine production involved in inflammatory response. The record is from RefSeq and is a predicted model, not a curated record. Gene Ontology annotation, molecular function: protein kinase binding.
CAGUAGCGAAGCUUCUCUGCGGGCAACGUGAAUCUUCUCCCGGGCCGGGGCCGUCCUGGAUCACAUGGUUAGCUGUGAUUUACUUUCCAGCCUUCUGUUUUUCACUCACAUGACAUCAGUAUAGCUACCAGUGUAUUUUGGAAAUUUUAUGAGAUAUGAUACUUCUUUCAAUUUGUUUAUAGACUGGAAGAAGCACUGCCUUUAGACAAUGGGAAGCAGUAACUCCAAAAUAAAGUUUCCAUUUUCUCCAAGGAACAGUGUGAAGGACCACUAUAGAAGUGUAGAACAGAAAGUCUUCAAUCAAAAUUCUGCACUGGGUGAUUUAUCAUUGGACACAGACACCAAUAGCCAUACAGACACACCAGAAACUUACAGCAGUGAUGAGGACACUGGGGGCAUAUUUUACAGGUUUGUGAUUCUUCAUGCUGAGGAUGAUAUAGAUGAAGCUGUUAGAGUCCAGGAGCUGCUGCAAAAUGAAUUCUGUAUUAAACCAGGAAUAAUCUUUGCUGAAAUGCCUAGUGGUAGGCACCUGUUGGAAAAUUUACAAGAUGCCAUGAAUGGCUCUGCAUGGACAAUUAUCUUGUUGACAGAAAACUUCCUUAGUGAGCAUUGCUGUGAAUUCCAGGCUUACGCUUGUCUGUUCAGUUCACUUACCAAGCCACACAAGAGCAACACAGUCAUUCCUCUCAGGCCACGGAAUACCUCGCUUCCACUGGAGAGGACUCCUCUUGUUCUUGGGGCCCUUAAUGCUCUACAAGAAGAUAGUCCUGGGUUUGCUGUACAAGUAAAGAAAAUUUUUCAGGAGUCUAGCUAUAGGCAACAGCAAGCUGUAUGGAAAAAUAAAAAGAAGGAAGAUGUACAAGAGUUGCUGGAAUGGUGAAAGUGUAGACAAUUUAAAGUGAAGCUGAACAAAGUCUUCGUAAUAAUUUGGUCCAUUUCUGCCUUGUGGAUUAUGCUGCGGACAUCUCCCAAGAACCAUUUGAGAUGGGAAUUUACUCUUCUGAUUAGAUUAUCUGCAUGGUGUUAAUUUGUCAUUAUGUUCUACUUCUACAACCCUGGCAGAAGAAGAUCCUAAGAAGAGUGGGCAUAGUUCAGUGGUACUCCUGCCUCUUGUAAACAGGGGGUGCAGGCUUUUGUAAUUUCAGAAAGCUGGAAAAUCUGUU